Messenger RNA from Pecten maximus, 899 nucleotides. Its product is annotated as alpha-ketoglutarate-dependent dioxygenase alkB homolog 4-like. The transcript has 3 exons. Gene Ontology annotation, molecular function: oxidoreductase activity; demethylase activity. Lineage: Eukaryota; Metazoa; Mollusca; Bivalvia; Pectinida; Pectinidae. Gene Ontology annotation, biological process: oxidative demethylation. Bases 36 to 848 code for a protein of 270 amino acids. The record is from RefSeq and is a predicted model, not a curated record.
UAUUCUAACCGGAAGUUGCAUGCAAUAUUAACAACAUGGAGAUCUGUGGAUGUAAAGGAAUACGUACAUGUGUUAUUUGUGAAGGAAAGGGAAAGCUGCCAGUAGGAUCCGGACAGAAGGAUGUAUGUACUUACUAUUGUGAAUACUGUGGAAAGGCAUGGCCAGGCAACAGAUCACCAUGGAAACACCAUCCUGAUCAUCAUGGCAACCCCAUAGAUUUCCCUGGAAUUAAAAUCAUCCAGAAUUUUGUCUCGGAAGAAGAGGAAAGAAACAUAUGCAAGGAUAUAUACAGUGUACCUUUUGCCGUGUCGCAGUCAGGGAGAAGGAAACAGGAUUAUGGUCCAAAAGUAAAUUUCAAGAAGAAGAAGUUAAAAUGUGAUGUUUUUACUGGACUACCAAACUUCAGUGAACCUCUCUACCGUCGGAUGAAAGAGGUGACCCAACUAGCAGAUUUUACACCUGUAGAACUUUGCAACCUAGAGUACUCCCCCCUUAGAGGCUCUGCCAUUGAUCCACACUUUGAUGAUUUCUGGUUGUGGGGUGAGAGACUAGUGACCUUGAAUUUGUUGUCGGACACUUAUCUAUACUUUGUUAAGGAUGAUGAGGAUGUAGAGGUCAAAGUUCCACUCUAUCAGAGGUCAUUGAUUGUGGUAUAUGGACCAGCGAGAAACAUCUGGAAGCAUGGCAUUCACAGGGAGGAUAUCACUGCUGAUCGAAUCGCAAUUACACUAAGAGAGUUGUCUGACGAGUUUCAAACAGAUGAUACAUUAAUAGAUAUAGGUAAAAAACUUGAAGAUAUAGCAUUGACUUUUCAAGGACAAAUAGUUGGUUCACACAUUGACCAAUGAUAUGUAUAAAGGAUAUGAGAACUGCUUUCUGAAUAAAUUAUUGGAACUACC